AAUAGGCCUCAGCGUAGGCGCUUGGAGGGUGCUAGGUGGGCCGCGGAGGAUCCGGAUAUCGCAAAGAUACUGCGGAACCUGCAGAUGCUCACGAUAGCUUUGAGCUUGUUGCUGUCGGUGUACACAUGGUUAGUCCUGGGUCCUCACCGAUGUGUGAUGGCAACUCCCAUACCUAGGCGACACCCAGCCGUUUAAGGCGGAUUGAUGAUCUCUCUCCCGUCCAGCCGUUGCGUUUCUACGUAUCACUGCUGACAAAGAUUAGUACUUCAACGCAAAAACUGCAAGACGCCAUGGCAGAACUCGAGCAGUCUCUGACAGCUGUCAGGAAGACGUUCCCGGACGUCGCAGAGCCCAUGAUAGCAGGAAUUCUAGCGGAGACUAGGGAAUACACCAAGGCGUGGAAGAACGAUUCAUCAAGCUCUUUCGAGACCACCGGCACGAUGGAUUCCAAAUGGUCCCAACGUACUGGGCUGAGCUUGGCGCACAUCUCAAAAAUAUCGUUCCUCUGUCUUCCUAUAUCCAUUUCGGAACUAAAUAAUGGUUACAUGUAUGCCCAGGAGAAAUCCAGCGACAGUGUGGUGCAACUUCGCAAUAUCCGGAGUGCAUGGCCCUCUGUGGAAGGACUUCAACGGCUACGGAUGAGCGGCAGCACCAUCACCACCGUUAUUCGACACCGCUUCACACCCGUGAACGAAAGGGUCACUGCGUUGCAUGAUGCAGCUCGUAAAGGAGAUAACGCCACUGUCGAAGCGCUUGUACACAGGCUGGGCGUCGAUGUAGACUCCCGGGAUUGGGAAGAAGAAAGUUCGGCGCUGCACAGGGCAGUUGUUUCAGAGAAGAUCGAUACUGUGCAGUUGCUGCUCGAACUCGGGGCUGAUAUCGAGGCCACGGAACCCGACGACUGUACACCGCUCCAUCGGGCGGCACAAAACGGACAAACAGCUAUAGUGCAGCUACUACUCCACCGCGGUGCCGAUAUCGAGGCUAAGGAUAACGUUGGUUCCACGGUGCUUCACACGGCCGUUGACCAUGGGCGUGCAACUACAGUGCAGCAGUUGCUCGACCACGGUGCCGGCAUAGAAUCGAAGGACAACAACGGUUGGACAUCACUUCACCGGGCUGCCUGGAAAGGUCAUCUACAUACAGUAGAGCUGCUGCUCGACCUUGGGGCCGACAUCGAGGCGAAGACCAACAGCGGUCACACGGCAUUUCAUCGAGCAGCUUGGAACUGGAACACUACGACAAUCCGAUUACUAAUCGACCGUGGUGCCAACAUCGAAGCUACGACAAACCGCGGUCAUACGGCGCUUCGCCGAGCUGCCCUGAAUGAGCUCACUAGUGGUACAGUGCGGCUACUGCUCGCCUGUGGUGCUAAUAUCGAGGCAAAGGGGAACAACAGUCAUACGGCGCUUCACCGAGCAGCUUUGGACGGACACAUAGCUACAGUGAAACUACUGCUCGAACUUGGUGCCGACAUUGAGGCCAGGACCAACACCAGUCACACGGCACUCCACCGAGCGGCCUUGCACGGGCACACCACUAUAGCGCAGCUACUUCUCGACCGAGGAGCCGACAUCGAGGCCAAGGCAACCAACGAUUGUACGCCGAUCCACCAAGCGGCACAGAGUGGGCACACAACUACAUUAAGGUUGCUGCUCGAAUGCGGUGCUAACAUCGAGGCUAAGACGAAAAGUGGUCGUACGGCCCUUUACCAAGCGGCCCAGGGCGGAUACACAGUCGCAAUACGGCUACUUCUUGACCGAGGUGCUGAAAUUGAGGCCAAGACCGAUGAGGGCUUCACGGCACUGCUCACAGCGGCCUACGAAGGACACGGAGCGACAGUGCAGCUACUGCUCGACCGGGCUGCCGAUACUGAGGCUACGACGGAUCUGGGCUUUACCGCGCUGCACGCAGCGACUCAGAACGGGCACAUAGAUACAGUACAGCUGCUGCUCGACUCGGACGCCGACAUUGAGGCCAAUCAGAGCGGCAACUGGACACCGCUUCACCGAGCGGUCCAGAACGGACACAUAGCUACAGUGCAGCUACUACUGGACCGCGGCGCGAACAUUGAGGCCAACGCCAACAGCGGCCACACGGCGCUUCAUCGAGCGGCCAUGAACGGGAAUCUAGCCAUAACCCAGCUGCUGCUCGACCGUGGUGCCGACAUUGAGGCCAAGCAGAGCGGCGAUUUGGCGCCGCUUCACCUAGCGGCACAGAACGAACACACGGUUGUAGUGCAGCUACUACUCGACCGCGGUACAGACAUCAAGACAAGGGACAAGGACGGCCGGACACCGCUUCACCGGGUGUCACGUGAUGGGUUCCCUGAUAUAUUGUAAUUGCUACUCGACCGCGGAGCUGACGUCCAGGCCAAAGAUCAGUACUGUUGAACGCCGCUGCCCCUAGCUGUAGAGAAUGACAAUCAUGCCGCAGCACAGGUGCCGCGUGGGCUAGAGGCUAUAGACACUAGUGGCUCCAAUACGCCCGUGCUCCCCAUCGGAACUUCGUAGAGAGACCCACGAGGUACGCCUGCUGGGGACAUGGACUGACUACGAGACCACGUGAUACACAGUACAUAGUAGUAACAUUAGUAGUCGU
Messenger RNA from Tricharina praecox, 2601 nucleotides. RefSeq names its product ankyrin repeat-containing domain protein. The record is from RefSeq and is a predicted model, not a curated record. Lineage: Eukaryota; Fungi; Ascomycota; Pezizomycetes; Pezizales; Pyronemataceae. Gene Ontology annotation, cellular component: cytoplasm. Bases 291 to 2342 code for a protein of 683 amino acids. Gene Ontology annotation, biological process: innate immune response. Gene Ontology annotation, molecular function: protein binding. The transcript has a single exon.